AUGGCACGGCUGCUGGACAGUCCAGAUGUACAGGGCGUCGCGUUGGCACAGAUUCCGCGGGAGGAGUUCCGACUGCGUGGCGAUGCGCUGAAGCUCUUCAAGGAGGCACAAAGUCCGGUCCUCACAGAUGGGAGCCCUGCGGGUCUUCGUUUCUGGGAUGAGGUGGAUUGGCCCUUUGUGGACACACUUGCAGAUCGGACACUGGUUUUGACAGACCACAAUAAGAUGACAUCCCAAGUUGCUGGCCACUUCGAAGGAAAAGUAGAGUGGGUGCUAGACCAUCAUGCCGGGGGCAUCCAAUACCCUGACGCUCGCAAUGACAUUGACGAGGGCCUGGGUUCUUGCUGUUCCCUGGUCACGGAGCAGUUCCUGCAAAGGGGCUCUGAAAAGCUCUCGCGGGAGCUUGGCACGCUGCUGGCCGGAGCAAUUUUGCUUGAUUGUCGCAACUUCGAUGAGAAGGAAAAGAAGGGUACAGAUAGGGACCGAGCAGCUCUGGAUGCACUCCAGGGCAUGAUUCCAGAUCGAGGCAACAUAGCUUGGUACAAAGAGCUAAUGCGAGCAAGGAAGGACGUUUCGCAUCUGUCCAUUCGCGAGCUGAUGCUGCUUGACAUGAAAGUUGUAUCCUUGCGAGGGCUGAACGUCGCCUUUGCCAGUAUCUUCGGGACAAUUACCGAGAUAUGUGCAAAAGCGGGACGACCAAGCGGAGUGGUGGAGGCAGGCCAAGCUCUGGCCCGAGAUCGUGGCUACCAGGCUGUGAUUCUGCUCUUCAGCAAGGACAAGGCACUGGGCAAGAAGGCCUUGGCCUUCAUCCCACUUGACAAAUGUGCCGAAGCGGAGGAUCUUUGCUCUGUCAUUGUGAAGCAAAUGCUGGGCAGUCCAGGAAGUUUGCCAGCGGAGCUGCGGCAGAAUCCACUCUAUGAAACGCAGGGACUUCUUGAAACUGGCUUUCAGCUUCAGCUUCUGGAGGAGUUAACCCCCCUACGUGUUUACAGCAUCAAAGCGGAGGUCUCCAGAAAAACGGUCCUGCCAAUGGCUACCUAUGCAGCUCUCUGA
This is a messenger RNA of Symbiodinium pilosum, 1053 nucleotides long. The record is from the annotation of a GenBank genome assembly. NCBI's taxonomy places the organism in Eukaryota, Dinophyceae, Suessiales, Symbiodiniaceae.